Messenger RNA from Cryptomeria japonica (Japanese cedar), 1519 nucleotides. RefSeq lists its product as uncharacterized. Gene Ontology annotation, biological process: SREBP signaling pathway. Bases 211 to 1278 code for a protein of 355 amino acids. Lineage: Eukaryota; Viridiplantae; Streptophyta; Pinopsida; Cupressales; Cupressaceae. Gene Ontology annotation, molecular function: cholesterol binding; ubiquitin protein ligase binding. The transcript is spliced from 9 exons. Gene Ontology annotation, cellular component: endoplasmic reticulum membrane; endoplasmic reticulum. The record is from RefSeq and is a predicted model, not a curated record.
CACUUCAACACUUUACCAUAGAUCAGGAGCUCCCCGGGUUCGAAAGGAAGACGAAGACGCAUAUGACGUUGCGAAGACCUAUAUUUUGCGGCCGUACCCGGAUAUUAUUUUUUUGACUUUAUUAUCAGAAAUGAAUUCGUAGUUUGGGCGCUGUACAUGAAAUUCCCAACUGCCGAGUAAAUCAAAGCCUUGGCAAUUAAAUCCUUGGCAAUGGACAAUCGAGGGAGUAAUGGUGGAGACGGCACACAUGGCGCCUGGAGAGGCCGUAAAGAAUAUAUAAAUAUGAUAGUGGCAGCCAUUACAGUAUGUUUCACGCUAUCUAUUCCUUUAUCAACAGCCAGCAGUCUAGACGUUGUGCAUCAAGUUCCUGAAGGGCAUGUUGGGGCCUAUUGGAGGGGUGGUGCUCUUCUGAAAACAAUCACUUCUCCAGGUUUCCAUCUUAAGAUUCCUUUGUUGACUCGAUAUGAGCCAAUUCAAGUGACCAUUCAAACAGAUAAGGUAACUAACAUACCAUGUGGUACAAAGGGUGGAGUAAUGAUUUACUUUGAAAAGAUUGAGGUAGUGAACCGUCUUCGAAAGGAAUAUGUUUAUGAGACACUACUCAAUUAUGGUGUGAAAUAUGACAAGACUUGGAUAUAUGACAAAAUACAUCAUGAAAUCAAUCAAUUUUGCAGUGCCCACACUCUGCAGGACGUGUAUACUGACAUGUUUGACCAGAUUGAUGAGAAAAUGAAAGAAGCAAUUCAGGCUGAUUGUACACGCUAUGCCCCUGGCAUCGAGAUAAUUGGUGUAAGGGUGACAAAGCCGACAAUUCCAACAAGCAUUGCUCGAAAUUAUGAACAAAUGGAGGAAGAACGCACAAAAGUUUUAAUAGCAAUUGAGAGACAAAAGGUAGUGGAAAAGGAAGCUGAAACGGAAAAGAAAAUGGCUGUAACAGAAGCUGAGAAAAAUUCUCAUGUCAGCAAGAUUCUAAUGGAGCAAAGAUUGAUGGAGAAAGAGAGUAUAAAGCGGCAACAACAGCUUGAGAAUGAAAUGUACUUGGCUCGUGAAAAAAGUCAUACAGAUUCUAACUAUUACAGGGUCAUGAAGGAAGCUGAAGCAAACAAACUAAAACUUACCCCAGAAUAUUUGGAACUGAAGUUUAUUGAGGCCAUUGCAAAUAACUCAAAAAUGUUUUUUGGAGAGAAGGUGCCAAACAUGGUUAUUGAUCAGAGACUAUUAGGAAACUUUAUGUCACAAGUUGUAAAACCGGGAAAACCAGAAUUGCAAGAAGAAUAAUCAAAUUUGGGGAGAAACUAUGUUUCUUUGGAAUUGUACUGCAUCAAUGGAUCUUUCUAAUGGCUUCUGCAUGAAAUUUUUGUUGGUAAAUAUGCUUGAGCUACAAUUUGACCGGGACAGUGAAUAGGUAAACCCAAUUUGAAGAUGUAAAUGUUUCCUCAAUGCAUGCCUCGUAUCUUGCACAUUAGAAUACUGCAUGUAAUACACUUAAAUAUUUUUAAUGCAGUUUUUGAAUCCUCAA